ACUCUAUUUUACUUAUCCUCUCCUCCCCUCAUCUUCCCUUCUUUUCCUCAUCCUCAAUUCCUCUUUCCCUCUCCCCACGAUCCCUGCUGAGCCGGGAUCGCUGUAUAUUAUCAUCCGUCUACCUUGACCGGUUUCGUCAUUAUCAUUUUCUUUCUUUUAUUUAACGACGUUACGAUCUGGUGCUUCCAUAAUGGCCACCGUUGAGGCAGUAUCUGCCCCCCUCGAUGCCCCCAUCGAAAACGGCCUCGCUUCCCCUACACAAUCAACCGGCCCCUCCGCAGCCGCCAAAAAGAAGAACAAGAACAAGAAGAAGAAGAAGAAUAACAAGUCCGUCUCGGCGCCUGCUCCCGAUGUCGCCGAUGCCGCCGUCUCUAAAGAAAAUGGUGUGUCGGAACUCCCGGAUGCUGCCGCUCCCGUUUCCGCUCCCGAGGCCGACGACUCCGUGAAGGCGCCGGCUGUGCAGGAGCCUGAGGCUCCUGCCCCGGUUGAGGAGUCCGCUCCCGUCGAGGAAUCCGCUCCGAUCGAGGAAUCCGCUCCCGUCAAGGCCCCGGCCGUUCAGCUGGAUGAACCCAUCGUCGAGGCCAAGCCCGAACCUACUCCCGAGCAGCCUGUCGAGGCCCCCGUUGAGGCCCCCGUCGAAGAGUCCAAGCCCGAGGAACCCGCUGCUGAGCCGGCCGUCGCUCCGGUCGAAGAGACUCAGGAACCCGAGAAGGCUGCCGAGGUGACACCUGCCGAGGAGGUCAAGGCUGAGGAAACUCCUGUCGCUGAGGAAGUGAAGCCUGUUGAAGAGGCUAAGCUGGAGGAAACUCCGGUUGCUGAGGAGGUUAAGCCCGUCGAAGAAGUCAAGGCUGAGGAAGUUCCUGUCGCCGAAGAGGUCAAGCCUGCUGAAGAGGCUAAGCUUGAAGAAGCUCCCAUUGCCGAAGAGGUCAAGCCUGUGGAGGAAAUCAAGGCCGAGGCAGCUCCCGUCGCUGAGGAAGUGAAGCCUGUGGAGGAGGCCAAGGUUGAGGAAACUCCCAUCGCCGAAGAGGUGAAGCCUGUGGAGGAAGCCAAGGCCGAGGAAGUACCGGUCGCCGAGGAGGUCAAGCCUGUUGAGGAAAUUAAGGCCGAGGAAACUCCCGUCGCUGAAGAGGUCAAGCCUGUUGAAGAGGCUAAGCUUGAAGAAGCUCCCAUCGCUGAGGAAGUGAAGCCUGUGGAGGAGGCCAAGGUUGAGGAAACUCCCGUCGCCGAAGAGGUCAAGCCUGUGGAGGAGGCCAAGCCGGAAGAAACUCUGGUUGCUGAGGAAGUGAAGCCCCUCGAAGAAAUCAAGGUUGAGGAAACUCCCGUCGCCGAAGAGGUCAAGCCUGUUGAAGAGACUAAGCUUGAAGAAGCUCCCAUCGCUGAAGAGGUGAAGCCUGUGGAGGAGACCAAGGUUGAGGAAGCUCCAGUUGCCGAAGAGGUUAAGCCCGUUGAAGAGGCUAAGCCGGAAGAAACCCCGGCUGCCGAAGAACUCAAGCCCGUGGAGGAAUCUAAGGAGGAAAUUCAGCCUGCGGAAGAAGUGAAGCCCGUGGAAGAGGCUAAGGCUGAAGAGGUCCUGGUUGCUCAAGAAGUGGCACCUGUGGAGGAAACCAAGGCGGCUGAUAAGGUUCCGGUUCCUGAAGAGGUCAAGCCUGUAGAGGAAACCAAGCUGGAAGAGGUUCCCGCCGCCGAGGAGGUGAAGCCUGUUGAGGAAACCAAGCCUGAAGAAGCUCAGGUUCCCGAGGAGGUUAAGCCUAUCGAGGAGAUCAAGGCUGCUGAGGAAGUUCCCGUCGCCGAGGAGGUUAAACCUGUAGAGGAGACCAAGUCAGAGGAAGUGCCCGUCGCUGAAGAGGUGAAGCCUAUCGAGGAGGCCAAGCCUGCCCAGGAGGUUCAAGUUCCUGAGGAGGUUAAGCCUGUUGAGGAAACCAAACCCGCAGAGGAGGUUUCGGUCGCCGAGGAGGUUAAGUCUGUGGUGGAGGAGACUAAACCCGCCGAGGCAGUUCAGGUUCCUGAAGAGGUCAAGCCUAUCGAAGAAGCCAAGCCUGCUGAAGAGGUCCCCGUCGCCGAAGAGGUGAAGCCUGUCGAAGAAGCCAAGCCUGCCGAAGAGGUUCAGGUUCCUGAGGAAGUCAAACCUGUCGAAGAGACCAAGGCCGUCGAGGAAGUUCAGGUUCCUGAAGAGGUGAAGCCUGUCGAAGAAGCCAAGCCUGCCGAGGAGGUUCAGGUUCCUGAGGAAGUCAAGCCUGUCGAAGAGACCAAGGCCGCAGUGGAGGCACCCAUCGCCGAGGAGGUCAAGCCGGUGGAGGAGACUAAGCCUGCUGAGGAGGUCCCCGUUGCUGAGGAGGUGCCUCCUGUCGAGGAAGCCAAGCCUACGGAAGAGGUCCCGGUUGCUGAGGAGGUCAAGCCCGUGGAGGAGACCAAGCCUGCCGAGGAGGUCCCGGCUCCCGAGGAGGUCAAGCCUGUCGAGGAAGCCAAGCCUUCCGAAGAGGUUCAACCCGCCGAAGAAGUCAAGCCGGUGGAGGAGACCAAGCCCGAAGAAGUUCCGGUUGCUGAAGAAGUGAAGCCUGUUGAGGAGGCUAAGCCUACCGAAGAGGUUCAGCCUGCCGAGGAGGUUGCUCCCGUGGAGGAAAGCAAGCCUAUUGAGGUUCAACCUGCUGAGGAGGUUAAGCCUGCUGAAUCUGCUGUCGAACAAGUUCCUGAGGAGCCCGUCGCGACUAAGGUUGAGGAGCCCGUCGAGGAGUCUGCCAAGGAAGAGCCUCGCGUUGAGGAGCCCGUCAAGGAGGAACCCUCCAAGGAGGAGCCUACUGUCGAGGAGCCUGUCAAGGAGCCUGUUGUUGAAGAACCUGUCAAGGAUGAAGCCCCCGAGUCUGCCUCCAAAGACAUCGCUCCCGAAGUCGCUGCUGCCACUGGUGCCGCCGCGGUCGGUGUGGCAGCGGGUGCAGUCGCCGCUGCGGCAUCCGAGAAGUCAACCAACGAAGACAAGCUUUCCGCCCCUGCCCAGCCUGCGGCCAAUGAACCGCCCACCCCCGAGCCCGAAGCCGAUCCGGCUCUUGUGGCGCUGGCCGGGGACCGUGAGGCUCUCCUUCAGCAGCUGGGCUCUCCGUCUUCCGAACGGCUGCCCCCGGUUGCCGUCAAGGACGACGCCAAGGACGCCCAAGCCGACAAGCCGCAGCAGCCCACCGUGGAGACUCCGGCUGAGCCGUCCGACUCGACGAAACUGUCUCCUGAGGCCGCGGCCAAGAGCGGACAGACCUCUCGCGCGACCAGCCAGAACCGAUCCGUGGGCGCCGUGUCGCUCCACAACCAGCAGGGCGAAAGCUGGCUGAAGAGCUUCUUCCGCGUGGUGUUUGUGGACUUUUUCGGGGUGAUCUUCUCGCCCUUCCGCCGUCGUGGUAGGCAGUAAAUAGACUGGGGCAUGAGCCUGAGGUUGAUACAGUCUGGCUGAUCUGGUAUGUUGUCUACAUA
Aspergillus candidus is the source of this 3456-nucleotide messenger RNA. RefSeq names its product PT repeat family protein. Lineage: Eukaryota; Fungi; Ascomycota; Eurotiomycetes; Eurotiales; Aspergillaceae. The transcript is spliced from 2 exons. The record is from RefSeq and is a predicted model, not a curated record. Bases 191 to 3394 code for a protein of 1067 amino acids.